AUGCGUUUCGCUGUUGUUGCCUCUGCUCUCUUCGCUGGCCUUGUUGCCGCUGCUCCCGCAGUCACUGAGACUGUCCACUCCACUGAGGUUGAGACCAUCACCUCCUGCGGUGUAANNCCUGAGGUCACAAACUGCCCAGCCAGAACCCAAUCUAGCAGCGUUGUUGUCCCUACUUCAGCUCCCGUUGUCCCUACUUCGGCCCCUGUCGCCGCCGCUGUUCAGAACACCUCUGCCCCAGCUGUUCCUGAGCUCUCGACUGUCACCCUUUACUCCACCAAGGCCGUCACCAUCUCUUCGUGUGCUCCUGAAGUGACCGACUGUCCCUUGAGAACUUCUUCUUCAGUUGUUUCUGUCGGUACAACCGUCGUCCCUGCCGCCCAGGUCCCCACAUCUGCACCUUUCGCCAUGGUUAACUCUACCAUGCCGGUCGGUGCCCAGGGAACUGCUGCUUCCACCGGUUUCGGCGCUUCUGCCACUGGUGCCAUGCCCUCAUCCUACACUGGUGCUGCUGGCAAGCUCAACGCCGGCAUGGCCCUUGCCGGUGUUGCUGGUUUCGCCGCUCUCCUCAUCUAA
Messenger RNA from Aureobasidium musti, 573 nucleotides. Lineage: Eukaryota; Fungi; Ascomycota; Dothideomycetes; Dothideales; Saccotheciaceae. The record is from the annotation of a GenBank genome assembly.